AUGGACACAACUGAAGAGCAUGCUAAUGAGGUGAAAAAUGCAGCUGAGGAAUUCUCCCUACACAGGCAUAAAAUGACGGAAAAGAUAAAACAGGAGAAAAAAUUAGAUAUUCAGCAUGAGGUACGCAUAGCUGCUAAAUUUAUCACUCAUGCACCGCCAGGGGAAUUCAAUGAAGUGUUCAACGAUGUCCGGCUACUACUUAAUAAUGAUAAUCUCCUCAGGGAAGGGGCGGCACAUGCGUUUGCCCAGUAUAACAUGGAUCAGUUCACGCCUGUGAAGAUAGAAGGAUAUGAAGAUCAGGUCUUAAUUACAGAACAUGGUGACCUGGGUAAUAGCAGAUUUUUAGAUCCAAGAAACAAAAUUUCCUUUAAGUUUGAUCACUUACGGAAAGAAGCAAGUGACCCCCAGCCAGAAGAAGUAGACGGAGGUCUGAAGUCUUGGAGAGAAUCCUGUGACAGUGCUUUAAGGGCCUAUGUGAAAGAUCAUUAUUCCAACGGCUUCUGUACUGUUUAUGCUAAAACUAUAGAUGGGCAACAGACCAUUAUUGCAUGUAUUGAAAGCCACCAGUUUCAGCCUAAAAACUUCUGGAAUGGUCGCUGGAGAUCAGAAUGGAAGUUCACCAUCACACCACCUACAGCCCAGGUGGUUGGAGUACUUAAGAUUCAGGUUCACUAUUAUGAAGAUGGCAAUGUUCAGUUGGUUAGUCAUAAAGAUGUACAGGAUUCAGUAACUGUUUCGAAUGAAGCCCAGACUGCCAAGGAAUUUAUUAAAAUCAUAGAGCAUGCAGAAAAUGAGUAUCAGACAGCAAUUAGUGAAAACUAUCAAACAAUGUCAGACACCACAUUCAAAGCCUUGCGCCGGCAACUUCCUGUUACCCGCACCAAAGUCGACUGGAACAAGAUACUCAGCUACAAGAUUGGCAAAGAAAUGCAGAAUGCUUAAAGGCUGAAUGUAGGAUUCUUCAGUACAUGGAAAGAAAGGAUUCAGCGUGUGGUCAUAUGAUAAAUAAGUGAUUUAUAAACAAGAGUGAUAUUUUGCUAGGGCUUUCAAAAGUUAACAGGUUUUCUAGCCUAAUGGAAUACUGUUGAACCUAGAGCAUUGUCUUGAUUCUUUUGUGUUUUCUGCCUUGUAAUUUUGUUUUCACUAUAUCUACUUUUAAAUUUUUUUUUUUUUAAUUCUGCCACAUUUAAUGAUGGAGAGAGAUAUCUACCCUGGAGUCAUUUUACUGUUUAGAAAAUUUUCCUAGCCAUGAAGCCCUGUUACUGACAUAGACAGGUAAUAUAUUCAGUACUUUUCCACCCCAUCCUUCAAAGUACUUCUGGUGUUCAGUGGUUUUUACUGAUUGACCAACAGCUAAAGAGGCUGUGCUGCAAACUGUAGCUGAAUGGAAGACACAUUCAUCCUUCUCCCUCCAGUUGCUUUGAUCAUCAUUUAUAACAUCUCUUAACUGUAGUUUCAUAUGUUUGGAUUGGGGCUUUUCGGGUUCAUUUUGGAGGCCAAGGAAGUUUUCUGGAAAUUCCAUCAUAGCCAACUUCUCUGGGGAAGUUGUUUUUAAAUCCAAAGACUUGAACCACAUUCCCUACAUCAACAUGUUUGCUUUUUCCCUUUCCCUCAUUGUCUCCUUCCCACCUAGUACCAUUAUAGUUAUAGACGUGCAUUUUUAGAAGAGUGUUAUCCAUUUUUAUUACUGUUUUUUUAAUAUUCGAAAACUGCUGACAUACUAGGGGUAUAGUAGAGUAUAAAACUUGAAGAAAUGCAGAUGUUGAAGGAAUAAUAGGUAUCUUGUGCUUUAAUACUUUGUGGCAGGAUUGUUCUAUAAGUGAAUGAAUCAAACAACUAUGUUAAUCACAAACAAAAAACUAAAAAUGAACCAAAGUGAAAAGGAUAAGUUUCAGGCAGUAUCUUUCUAUUGUAACCUGUUAUUUAAGGGAAUACUAGUGAUUUGUUCUAAAUAGGAUGUAAUACUUAUUCCAAAUUACUCUUCCUCAGUCCUGCCUGCCAACUCAAAUAUAACUGUGAUAUAGCAACCCUUCCCAGGUUUAUUGGCAGGUACAGGUGUGAUCUCAGAAUACACAGGUGACAUAGAUAUGAUAUGACAACUGGUAAUGGUGGAUUCAUUUACAUUGUUUACACUUCUAUGACCAGGCCUUAAGGGAAGGUCAGUUUUUUAAAAACCGAGUAGUGUCUUCCUCCAAACACACGUCAAAAAAGAAGGGUGUUUGUGUUUUGGCUUUGUUUUUGCUGAGUAAUACAGUCAAGCAAGAGUUUAUUUUUAAGUGACCUGUUGAUUUGUGUAAGCAUUUUUGUUUAUUUCAAAUAAAAUAUAUUUGUAUUACUUGUCAUUCAUACUGUCCAUCCAUACUACACUAUCCUCUGUAUCAGGUAGUCCAAUAG
Messenger RNA from Budorcas taxicolor (takin), 2394 nucleotides. RefSeq names its product capping actin protein of muscle Z-line subunit alpha 1 (gene CAPZA1). The record is from RefSeq and is a predicted model, not a curated record. Gene Ontology annotation, cellular component: actin cortical patch; F-actin capping protein complex. Bases 1 to 942 code for a protein of 313 amino acids. Gene Ontology annotation, biological process: actin cytoskeleton organization; barbed-end actin filament capping. The transcript is spliced from 11 exons. NCBI's taxonomy places the organism in Eukaryota, Metazoa, Chordata, Mammalia, Artiodactyla, Bovidae. Gene Ontology annotation, molecular function: actin filament binding.